Molecule: messenger RNA, 3739 nt
Organism: Chlamydomonas reinhardtii
Lineage: Eukaryota; Viridiplantae; Chlorophyta; Chlorophyceae; Chlamydomonadales; Chlamydomonadaceae
Exons: 10
Coding region: 217-3186 (989 amino acids)
Biological process (GO): meiotic chromosome condensation; mitotic sister chromatid separation
Cellular component (GO): condensin complex; nucleus
Molecular function (GO): chromatin binding
Source: RefSeq, a predicted model, not a curated record
GUCUUGGGGCUGGAACUUGGCUUGAGAUGUUUCUAUGCCAAAACGUACGUGUACAUAUUCAUAUCAAGGAUACCCGAGUGACGUUGAGCAGCAAACUCGCGAGGGCAGCUUAGACCGCCCCCAGCGCUGCUGCGGUUUGCUGGAAUGACAGCACGUUAGACUCUCACUGACUGACACUGACACCUGCAGCCGUGUCUAGGUGGCCUCAACCUAGCCAUGGAGUUUGACGACGACUUGAAUGGCGUGGAGUCGCGCUUCGCGCACUUGUUGAAGCCUAUUCGCGACCUCCAAGACAAUUUCAACAUUGACCUUGCGCAUGAACUUGAGGAGUACCUGGACCAGCUCGAGAACGCGCAGUUCGCGUUCGAGAACGCCGCUGGCAAGAAUGGCUUCGUGGACUUUGCGGAGGCAGCGCUGCUCAUCCAGGGCAGCACCUGCGUCUACUCCAAGAAAGUGGAGUACCUCUACAACCUGGUGUACCAGGCGCUGGAGGCAGUCAAGGGCCGGAAGCGCCAGGGCGGCAGCGCAGCGCUGCUCGGGCCCGACGGCCAGCCCCUGCCAGAAGGCGACGGCGGCACACAGGCCGCAGGCAGGCACCGCGGCCGCGCCGCGCGCGGCGGCGCCCUCGACGAGGACGAGGAGGAGGGCCUCGCGCGCUUCUGGGACGUCGAGCCCCUCCUAGCCGAGUGCCCGGACCUCGAGCUGGGUCCGGGAGAUGGCUUGCUGCCCGCCACCUCAACCAAUGUACGCCCGCCCGCAGCACUGCUGGCGCUGGAGGACCACGCGCCCACCGCCACCAGCGGCGCGGGAUCGGCGGCGGGCGGCAGUGGCGGCGGCGGCGGCGGCCGGGGCGACGGCGACAGCGGCGUGUAUCGGCUGCAGCAGUGCGUGGUGCACGUGUCGGGGGCGCUCAUGCUGGACCCACGGGACGCCGACAUGUACGACAUACACCUCAGGUUCAUCGGCCCGCAGGCCCGGCAAGACCGGGAGGGUCUGGAGGAGCUGCUGGCGGCGGCAGCGGCGGCAGCUGCGGCAGGUGGGGCCGCGGCGGCAGCGGCAGGCCCCGACAACCAGGGGCAGCAGCAGCAGGCAGCAGCGGCGGCAGACGGUUUUGCGCCCAUGCAACAGCAGACUGGGGAUGGGUCUGGAGACGAGGGCGCUGCGGCGCCAAUGGAGGGCGGGGAGGGCGGCGCGGAGGAUGCCAGCAUGGCAGCCGGUGCGGGUGGUGUCGGCGGCGCAGGGGAAGCGGGUGCGGUGCCCAUGCAAGACGCAGCGGGCGGGUUUGACUAUGACGAUGACGGUGGCGGCGGCUACGGUGGCGGCGACUGGCCCAGCGAUGACGAGGCGGUGCAAGUCGGCGGCGGCGAUGCCAUGGCCGUGGAUGAUGAUGGCCAGCAGCCGGCGGGUCCGAACGGGGCGGGCGAGGCUGGGGAACAGAAGCAGCGGCCGCGGCGCGCCGCCGCCGCCGCAGCCGCUGGCGGCGGCGCUGUGGCAGCUGCCGACGGCGGCGCCGGGCAGGCAGCGGGUCUGAUGGAGGGUGAGGGUGCAGACGAGGAGGAGGAGGAGUUGCAGGCCUUUGACGCCUUUGCGCCGCUGGACCCGUCCAGCAAGAGUAGCCUGCCGGACAAGCCGCUUGUGGUGCAAAAGCCGCGUGCGUCGCGCCGGCAGCAUGCAGCCGCCGGCGCCUCCCGCUUCGGCUCCGCCUCCGCCUCCCUGCUCGGCCAGCUAGCCCCCGGCGCCACCGCCGCCGCCGCCCGCGCCGCCGCGGCCGCCGCCGCACGCGCCUGCGGCUGCCCGCCACUGCUACUGCCGGAGUACGCCUACGCGCUGUCCUUCCUGCGGGCUGCGGCGCCGCCUGACGAGGCGGCGGCGGCGCGCCAGGCGGCGGCGGCGAAGCUGCGCAAGGGCCGCGGCCGGGUGGCGAUGGCGCUGGCGGCGGAUGAGGCGGGCCCCGUGUUUGACGCGCGUGACGCGGCCGCCGCUGCGCUCCACGCUGAUGACGACCAGUCCGAACACCCCGGGCCAGCCGCUGCCGGCGGCGGCGGCUCGGGCGAGGACGGUUACGGUUUCAACGACGGCGGCGGCGACGAUGGCGGCGGCAGCGGCGAUCUCGACUUUUACGGAGCAGGCGGCGGCGGCGGCGGCGGCGCCUCGGACCUUGAUGACGACGACGGCCUCGCCGGGCCCGCCGGCUGGGGCGAGGACGCGGGCGUGGAGGGGCUGGAGGAGGCGGCGGCGGCGGGGCUGCGACCCAACGGCAUGCGCUGGCCGAUGGCGGCGGCGCUGGCGGGCGAGGGCGGCGCCAUGGCGGUGGAUGGCGGCGCGGAGCAGAGCUACGAAGAGCUGUGCAGGGCUCACAUGGAGGCGCUGAUGGCGGCGGCGGCGGCGCGGGUGGUGCAGAGCGACCUGGCGCGCCGCGUCAGCAACUGGCGCCAACGCAUCGACCCCGUGCUGCAGGCGGAGGAGGCGCGGCCCGCCUUUGACAUCCAGGACUAUGGCGAGCGUAUCCUGAGCCGCCUGUCACACCUCCAGAUCACGGACGGCAAGACGGCUCAGGACCAGCAGCCGCAACAGGACCAGGGCCCGCAGCAGCAGCAGCAGCACCACCAGGACCCGCAGGCAGAAGAGGAGCAGCGGAACGACCUGGCGGUGGCGGCGGCGGCGGAGCAGCAGCAGCAGCAGCCUCGCGUAGCGGCCGGGGGCGCGGCGGCCGAGGCCGAGGGGGCGGUGGUGUUCAGUGUGGUGGCUCGGGACCUGCAGGGGUUCGAGGUGUCGCGCAUGUUCAGCGCUAUGCUGCAGCUCAUCAACAACAGGAACGUGCACAUCAUCAAAUCGGAGCGGCCCCGCGGCCUGCCGCCCGGCGAGGUGGUCGAGGAGCCCUUCCGGCUGCAGCUGCUGUCCACCAACAUGUACCACAAGUCCAUGCGGGAGCGGCUGGAGGCGGGCGCCGCCAGGCAGCUGCAGCGGCCGGCGGGAGCCGCGCAGCAGCAGCAGCAGCAGGCCGACGAGGAUAUGGAUGGCGGCGGCGGCGACGAGAACCGCGGCACGCAGCAGCUGACGCAGACGCAGAGGGGCGGCAAGGGCGCGGCGGCGGCGGGUGGGCGUGGCAAGGCGGCGGGCGGCGCCGGCGGCGGCGCCAAGCGGGCAAAGAAGGCGGCUCUGGCGGAGGCUAACGCGGCGGAUUGAUUGAUUGCUUAGACGCUUGCUCUGGUCCAGGCGUUGCUUGGCGGGUCAAGGGUUUGACGUGUUUGUUACGUGCGUGGAUGGUGUGGGGCGGUGUACAUAGCGUGUCGUGCUCGGUGGCGUGUUAUGCUGGUGAGGGGGCUAUUGGAGUCAAGUCAGCGACCCGGCGAGCGUGAAAAACACAGUGCCAGCCAGUACGGCCAGCCAUGCCGACGUCAGCGGCGGUCGUGAACCUUCAGCAGCAGGGGCAUUGCUGCAAGGAAGAUUGCUGCAAGGAGAUUGCUGCUGGAGCUGGGAAGGUUAGGCCCGACCGUGGGUCCUCGGAGCCCUUACAAGUUUACUUGAGCCGCGCCCAUGGGCCAGUGACGUCGAUCGUGACUUGUCCGCUUGUCUGGUCACCGAAUAGGGCACCGUAACCGAGUCAGGCAUGCUUCCCAGACCGGGGGAGGGGAGUCUACGUAGUGGGCGCUAGCGGUUUGCACGCAUCCAUCAGGACUGGCGGCGCAGCCUAUCAGCCUCAAUCAGUGCUUGUGUAGUUUUGUAAGACUCAGAUGGA